Molecule: messenger RNA, 2343 nt
Organism: Plenodomus lingam JN3
Lineage: Eukaryota; Fungi; Ascomycota; Dothideomycetes; Pleosporales; Leptosphaeriaceae
Source: RefSeq, a predicted model, not a curated record
AUGCACAGCUCGAGUUGCACCAUGGACGACUCUCCCCGAUCUUCCAAACGCAGAAAGAUUGACACGCCAAAGCACAUUGCCUCUCUCCAGGAAAAGACGAAGACAGCAACGAAAGGCACGCCCAAUAAGCCGCAAGGCAGACUGGCCAAGAGUACGACAAAGAGCACUCGAGCCAAGGAGGCAGCAGCCGAGGAAAUCGACAUAUACGAUGACAUUGAGGGGGCAUUGGGUGUCAAGCCUUCGGCACCGAAACGUGCACAACCUCAGACAACAUCGCGUGCAAAAGCUUCGAGCAGCGGAGGACAUCCUGAUGAGCUUCAGGACACUCCCGUGACUGUUAAACGAGGCAGAGGUCGGCCCCCAAAGGCACAAAGCGCAAGCCGGACUGCCUUUCGAAACACUGUCACGAGGUACAAGGCUGGAUCAGAGGCAGAGGCAGAGGUCGAGGUCGAGGUAGACACUCAGGACAAGCUUGCUGAGCAGGCCCCUUCGCCCACCAACCGUUCGAAGACCGCGCGAACACCAGCCAAGUCAGCUCGGAAGCCAGCUGCACCAAGGAACCGCGUCCGUGGGAAGAAGCAGCCGACACCGGGACAAGAUGAAGAAACUCCAGCGACACCUUCGAGAUCAAUUAGGCGACGUCCACUGCCAAAAGCGAAAACUACGGCCAUUACAGAAUCUGCAGAUGAACUUGCCGAUCCAGUCCUCGCAAGCAGUCGUAAACGCACAGCAAGUACACGUCGGCGCUCGAAUCGCACCGAUCACAUUGAUAAUGGGCAACAAGGACAUUUGUCUGAUAUCGAGAUGGAAGUUAAUGAGUAUGCCGACGCCAACAAUAACGAUGAAGAAGGUGUUGAUGGCAAUAGUCUCGUGGGUAGCGUCCUCGAUCCUACCGAGCCCAGUCCCUUCAACAAGCCUAGUUCAGCACAGAAAGAUACCCAAGCACCUCCUCUGAUAUUCGGUGAAUUUGCUGCUGGGAAAGGCUUGGACCUACUCAAGACUAUUGUUAUGGAUCGCAUCACUGGUAGACGGCCUUCGCCUCUUGUUGGUCUGGACGACGAGUACAAAUCAGUGUACCAGGUUGUGGAACAUACCAUCACUGCGGGCGAGGGAAACUCGAUGCUCGUCAUCGGUGCGCGAGGUAGUGGGAAGACGGCACUGGUCAAUACAGUUCUGUCAGAGGUCGCCAAAGACAAUAGUGGUGAAUAUCACGUUGUUCGACUGAACGGCUUCAUACAUACAGAUGACAAGAUUGCACUACGUGAGAUCUGGCGGCAACUAGGCAAAGAGAUGGAGGUCGAAGAGGACGGCAGUGGGCCUGGCAAGAACUAUGCCGACACGCUUGCAACUUUACUAGCACUCUUAUCGCAUCCUUCUGAGCACACGGGCGAAGUUACAGAUCAAGUGGCGAAAGCAGUCAUCUUCGUCAUGGACGAAUUCGAUCUUUUCGCCCAGCACCCGCGACAGACGCUGCUGUACAAUCUCUUUGACAUUGCGCAAUCCAGAAAAGCCCCCAUCGCCGUCCUCGGUCUCACCACACGCAUCGAUGUGACCAACAGUCUGGAGAAACGAGUCAAGAGUCGGUUUAGCCACCGCUUCGUCCAUCUCAGCCUCGCCAAAACCUUCACUGCCUUUCAAGAAAUAUGCAAAGCCUGUCUGCUUAUCCAACCAGAACACCUCACCAUUGAAGAGCGUGGGAUACUAGACCAAGGCAUGAAAUCCACCCCUCAAAAGAAGGUGGGGACAAAAACAACAUCCACCACCCCCUCCAUCCUCUCAGAAUGGAAUACCACCGUCUCUCAACUCUUCCUCUCCUCCACCUUCCUAACUACCCACCUCGCUCCAACCUUCUACACGUCCAAAUCUACCCCGAAAACCCUCUCCUCCUUCCUCCUUCCCCUCUCCAGCCUCUCCUCCUCCACCCCCUUCUACCCCACUCCUCCUCUCACCCCUCCAGACUCAAAACUCUCCCUCAUCCCCCAUCUCUCCACCCUCGCCCUCUCUCUCCUCAUAGCCACCGCUCGCCUCGACAUCAUCCACGACACUGACACGGCAAACUUCAACAUGGCAUACGACGAAUACGUCACCCUGGCUUCGCGCGCCCGGAUCCAGAGUGCGGCGGGCGGGGUGAGCGCCAGUUCCGCCCAGAGCAAGGUUUGGGGGAAGGAGGUGGCGCGCCGCGAGUGGGAGGGUUUGUUGGGGUUGGGGCUUGUAAUGCCCGUUGGGGUUGGUGCGGGAGGCGCGUUUGGGAUGGUGAGGUGCGAUGUUAGUCUUGAGGAGGUGGGGGAGGUGUUGAAGCGGGGGAAGGAGAGGGGUUUGGAGAGGUGGUGUAGGAGUCUUUGA